Messenger RNA from Acanthoscelides obtectus, 2401 nucleotides. The record is from the annotation of a GenBank genome assembly. NCBI's taxonomy places the organism in Eukaryota, Metazoa, Arthropoda, Insecta, Coleoptera, Chrysomelidae.
GUCAAAACCUCCCACUACUUAUGAUGUGCAUCACGAGGUUCGAUUGUCAAAUAUCAUUUAAAUAUUGGCCAGGUUCAGUUUUUAAACUAGUAUGUUUCUACUAGUUCAGUUCCUAGUUGAAGUUUAAAAAUGUUGGUGUUUAUACUUCCAUUCAUCGUCAUAGCUGUUAUAGCUAAAUUACUACUACCUAAGAAGAAACCUUCAAUCAAAGGUAAACACAUAGUGAUUUUUGGGGGCUCCAGUGGAAUCGGAAAGGCUCUAGCUAUCCUAGCAGCAAAGGAAGGAGCUCAUGUAACUAUACUUGCAAGGAAUAUCGAUAAACUAACCGAAGCUAAGAACGAGAUCAAGAAUUAUUGUAUAGAUGAAGAACAACUCAUAGCAAAAGUGUCUGUGGAUGUUACCAACUAUGAAGCAGUAGAAAACAACUUAGGAGAAGUUGAGGCGAUUGUGGGCCCCAUUUACAUGCUAGUCAACUGUGCUGGAAUGGCUAUCUGUGGAGAAAUAGAAAAUUUCACACAACAACAGAUCAAGACCCUUGUUGAUGUUAACCUGAUUGGCAGUAUAUACUCUGUGAAAGCUAUUGUGCCAAAAUUCAAGAAACGUAGAGAAGGAAUCAUAAUCCUGACAGCCUCUCAAGUAGCUUUAAUGGGAAUGUAUGGCUACUCAGUGUACUCCAGUUGCAAAUUUGCAUUAAGGGGAUUUGCUGAAUCUGUUUACCAAGAAGUAAAGCCUUAUAACAUUUCUGUGACUUUGGCUCUCCCUCCAGAUACUGACACCCCUGGAUUUGAAAUUGAGAACCAGACUAAGCCAAAAGAAACCAAAUUGUUGAGCGAGACAGGGGGGUUGCUACAACCAGAAGAAGUUGCCAAGAAAAUGUUGGAUGAUGCUCUGAGUGGAAAAUUCUUCAGCUAUGUAGGAUUUGAGUCUUUCAUACUUACUACACUCUGUGUCGGAAUGAGUCCUUUCCAAUCAGUAUUUGAUGUCAUUAUCCAAAGCUGCCUCCUUGGUAUGUUAAGAAUUGUUGGUGCAUUCUAUUCUAUGUAUUUCAAUGGCAUUAUCAAAAAAUGCUUCAAAGAAAAAGAGAGCAAAAAAGAUAAGCAGACCUAAAACUAUCUAGACUUGGAAACAUCAUAUAGACUGAACAUGUCUUCAAAUGAAACUAACAUCUACAGAAGUGUGUUUGUUAUAUCAAAUUAUUGAGAAUAUUCAGCACUCAGUAUAGGGUACAAAAGAAAGUUAUAUUGUUCUAUAUUACUACUGAUAUUCAACAAAUUGUGGUUGAUAUAGUUUUACUUUGUAUACAUGUUAGUCUUGGCGUAUAUCUUUUUUAUUGGGUUUUAUCAAUAAUCAUUGUACUUACUAUUUUAAGCAAUAUAUCAUUGUAUCCAAAUCCAAAUGUAUUUUCACAUAAGACUGAAAUAUGUUGACAUAAGACUUAGUUGAACACUGACAUCCUAAAGAAUGGAAAACAGGACUAUGACAUGACAAUAUGAUGGCGUUUUUUGAAGAGAAAUUAACCAAAGAAUCUCUGUGACUGCUUUACACAUUCAAAGUAGACUUGUUGAUAUCAUGACUGAAAUUUUGUAUUAUUUUGUAUAUUUGGCUUUGUUCAAAAUGCAUUGGGUAUAUAUAUAUAUAUGUAUAUAACAAAAAGAAAAAUAAUGGGCAACAUCCGAAAAAAAAGGAAAAUGGAUCCUUUGGGCUUGAAGUACCACAGCAAGUAGCCAUAAUCCGGCCGCGUAGUUGUGAUUAGAUGUCGCCUUGGAAACUCGAAGCCUUCUGGCCAUGAUACUACAAGAGUGUGGGUCGGCUCUUGUUGGUGACUUCGUGUGUUGCUUUGUUCUCCAUCUUCAUUUCCUCAGAUUACACUCAUAUCCAAAUAUAUGGGCAUGUGUGUCUACUUUUGUAGUGGCAUAUGUGCAUUCAUUUCAGACCUGAUGAAGCCAACAAGCAGAAAUACGUAUCGCUUGGAUGACCUAUCAUACUUUCUGCUAGAAUCCGUUUUCCUUCUUUUUGCGGAUUUUGCCCAUCAUUUUUCUUUUUAUUAUAAACCUCUCUCCCCAUGAUCCUUUCUUUUAUAUAUAUAUUAUUGUAUAUGUAACUAUUGUGUUUGUUCUUUGUAUAUUUAUGUUCCAAAUGAUAUUUUUUUUUCAUAAUUGAGGCAUUUGCUACUAUACACAUCAUGAAAUUCCAAUUUUCAUACACUGGUUACAUCCAUAGAAUGUGAAGCAUAGUUAUGUGAAAGCCUUUCUCUGAUGCAUUUAUUUAAUACUUGCAAUAACAAAAUGUUACAGAACUUUGUGUGAAAUUAAUAUUGUGAGAAAGAUUAUAUUAAUAUAUGAAGUUUACAUCAGUAUGUAACUUCAAUUAUGUAUUGUUUUAUGAAUGUUUAUAAUAAAGG